This is a messenger RNA of Puntigrus tetrazona (Sumatra barb), 1176 nucleotides long. Its product is annotated as sialoadhesin-like. Lineage: Eukaryota; Metazoa; Chordata; Actinopteri; Cypriniformes; Cyprinidae. Gene Ontology annotation, molecular function: transmembrane signaling receptor activity. The transcript is spliced from 7 exons. The record is from RefSeq and is a predicted model, not a curated record. Bases 1 to 1176 code for a protein of 391 amino acids. Gene Ontology annotation, biological process: cell surface receptor signaling pathway.
AUGACAUACAACAUGUCUACAUCACAACCUUGUUUGCUUUCUCUACAUCUCAAAACUGAAUUCAUGUUCCUUUUAGAGAGAAAACCAGCAUAUAACACAACCUUCAGCAACACACAGUUAAUAUGGGUCACUGGUGUUUCUCCUCCAGUCUCUCUGAUCAUCAGUCCAAACAGAACUCAACACUUCACAUUAGUCUCUCUCUCUCUGAGCUGUGAGGACCAGAGUAACUCUGAUAGAUGGACAGUGAGAAGAUACACAGAGAGGAAAGGACUAGUGGAUUGUUCAUCAACAGUGUGGGGAUCACAAGCAGGAUCUUCAUGUACAAUCAGCUUCAGCAAAACAUCAGACACUGGAGUGUACUGGUGUCAGUCUGAAUCUGGAGAGAACUAUCAUCCUGUUAAUAUCACUGUACACUCUGGUGUGAUUCUGGAGAGUCCUGUUCAUCCUGUGACUGAAGGAGAUUCUCUGACUCUACGCUGUUUAUAUCAACAUUCAACCUCGCCAAACUUCAGAGCUGAUUUCUAUAAAGAAGGAUCACUCAUCCAGAGUCAAACUACAGAGAUGAUCAUCUCUAAUGUCUCAAAGUCACAUGAGGGUUUCUACUACUGCAAACGCCCAGAGAGAGGAGAGUCACCCAAGAGCUGGAUCUCAGUCAGAGAUAUUCCCACACCAACUCUGACUGUGCUGCCACAGAAUUAUGAACGUUACACACAUUACAGUGAACCAGUAACACUGACAAUAUAUGAAAGUUCAAAACCCAAAGUGAGCAUUAAACCUGAUCAACAUGUAUUCAGAAGAGAGACAGUCACUCUCAGAUGUGACAUUGAUGCUGAAGGAGUCACUAUCUGGAAGUACAGCUGGUAUAAAGACGGUUCAGUCAGUGUUUUCAGUGAAGGACAGGAACACACAUUCAGGUCUGUUACUGAGUCUGAUGAGGGUAAAUACUCCUGUUAUGGAGCAGAGAGAGAAGGAUCACGAACAUCAAUCAUCAGUGAUGAAGUGACACUGACAGUAUCAGAUAAAGCCCAGACAGUUUUACGUGUUUCUCCUCAGAAGUGGUUGACUGAAGGAGAUCCAGUGACUCUGAUCUGUGAGGUUAAAGGUUCAUCUACAGGCUGGACAUUCAGCUGGUUUACUCAAACUACUGCAUCAGGAUGUGACGUCAUUAUUAGCUGA